Molecule: messenger RNA, 4008 nt
Organism: Anolis sagrei ordinatus
Lineage: Eukaryota; Metazoa; Chordata; Lepidosauria; Squamata; Anolidae
Source: RefSeq, a predicted model, not a curated record
UCCGGUGCGCCGCUGCUCCAAGUCCGCCCGGCCGAUUGCUUCUCUCGCGCCACGGAAGAGGAAAGGGGGAGGGGGGGCAGAGACAUGGCGGCGGCCGAAGACCUCCAUCGCCCACUGCCGCUCUUAAUGGCGGGUUCCCCUGCGGCGCCCACACCCAGCGCCUCCUCCUCUUCGCAGGGCCUGAGCGGAGGAGGAGGGGGGCCCGGGCCCAACCCUCUCUCCCGGAAGCUCCGCAAAGUGCUGGAGACGCGCCUGGAGGCCGACAAGGAAAUGUUGGAAGCACUCAAGGCUCUUUCAGCCUUUUUUGUAGAAAAUAGUUUGCGUACCAGAAGAAAUUUACGCGGGGAUAUCGAACAUCGCAGUUUAGCCAUAAAUGAAGAAUUUGUCUACAUUUUCAAGCAAGUGAAAGAGGAGCUUGAAGGCAUAAAUGAAGAUGUGCAGUUCAUGAAUAACUGUUGUCAGGAGAUGACUAAUCACUUAAAGGCAACCAAAGAGCAAACCCAGGAUUUAAUAGUGAAGACAACUAAACUUCAAGCAGAGAACCAAAGACUGGAAUUAAAAGCACAAAUAGCAGAUGCUUUCAUAACAGAGUUCCAGCUUUCUCCAGAAGAGAUGAACAUCCUUCGAGGUGCAAGAGAUGGGCCUGUUACAGAGAAUUUUUUUAAAGUAUUGGGAAGAGUCAAGCAAAUUCACAAUGAUGUCAAAAUCCUUCUCCGUACAAACCAGCAGAGAUCAGGCCUGGAGAUUAUGGAACAGAUGGCUUUGCUUCAAGAGACUUCAUAUGAGCAACUCUACCGAUGGGCACAAGGUGAAUGCAGGGCUUUAACCCAAGAAUCCUGUGAUAUUUCUCCAGUUCUAGCACAAGCAAUGGAAGCUUUACAAGACAGGCCUGUUCUGUAUAAAUACACUCUUGAUGAGUUUGCAACUGCCAGAAGAAGUGCUGUGGUCCGUGGUUUCAUAGAUGCUCUCACCAGAGGUGGUCCCGGGGGCACCCCCCGACCCAUCGAAAUGCAUUCCCAUGAUCCUUUAAGAUAUGUAGGAGAUAUGUUGGCAUGGCUGCAUCAAGCUACAGCUUCUGAAAAAGAGCACCUGGAAGCCCUGUUAAAGUACAUCACUACUGAAGGAGUAGAAGAAAACAUGCAAGAAGUGGUUGGACAUAUCACAGAAGGAGUUUGCCGACCUCUCAAGGUUAGAAUUGAACAGGUGAUAGUGGCUGAACCAGGAGCAGUUCUUCUAUACAAAAUUUCUAAUCUUCUUAAAUUCUAUCACCAUACCAUCAGUAAUAUUGUGGGGAACAGUGCUGCUGUGCUCUUAACAACCAUAGAAGAGAUGCAUCUGUUGAGUAAAAAGAUAUUCUUCAAUAGUUUGGGCCUUCAUGCAAGUAAACUGAUGGAUAAGAUCGAAUUGCCACCUGCAGACCUUGGCCCAAGCUCUGCGCUGAACCAAACACUUGCCCUGCUGCGUGAGGUUCUAGCAUCUCAUGACUCCUGCGUUAUUCCUUUGGAUACUCGUCAAGCUGACUUUGUACAGGUCCUCUCCUGUGUGCUGGAUCCGCUGCUACAGAUGUGCACUGUCUCUGCUAGUAACUUAGGAUCUGCUGACAUGGCAACCUUCAUGGUGAAUUCACUUCAUAUGAUGAAGACAACACUAGCUCUGUUUGAAUUCACAGAUAAACGGCUUGAAAUGUUACAGUAUCAGAUCGAAGCACAUCUUGAUACCCUUAUAAAUGAGCAAGCCUCUUACGUUUUAACUAGAGUGGGACUCAGCUACAUAUAUAAUGUUGUACAGCAACACAAGCCAGAACAGGGUCCCUUGGCAAAUAUUCCCAGUAUGGAUGCAAUGUCCUUAAAAGCUGCAAUGGUCCAGUUUGAUCGUUAUUUAUCAGCACCCGACAGCCUGCUAAUGCCACAGAUAAAUUUUCUCCUGAGCACUGCUGUUAAACAGCAGAUAAUAAAACUGUCCACAGAACUUGUCUGCAGAGCUUACAGUGAAGUAUAUGCAGCUGUGAUGAAUCCUGACAAUAAAUAUAAAGAUCCAGAAACACUAUUGCACAGAUCGCCUCAUCAAGUUCAAGCACUUCUCUCCUAAUCUUUUCAUUAGAAACAUUCCUUAUGAUACUCUCACUGUUUACAAUCAGAAUACAGUCAUGAUAGGUAGGCACCGACCAUGUGGUUUUUAUGCUAAUGGCACUCAUGCAGUUGGACUACAGAUGGGUGCAAAGUUACUUGGCUGAAAUCUUGUUGGUUUUAGAGGGAUUAAACUGCUUGUUUAUGUGCAGGAUUGAGCAUGUUAUUUGACAGAUGCAAGAGCAAGAUUGGGAUUUAAAAUUGAAUUUAACUUAUUUAUAUAUUUGAAAAAAACAUUGUGAUAACAUUCAGGCUUGUUGGGAAGGGGGAAAAGCGCAGUAACUAUUUGUGGUGUUGAUGAAAAAAAUAAACAGGGUAAACCCAAAACACUUCGUGCUUUUAGUGGCUUAACAUGCUUGGCAUUGUGCUGACAUUCUUUUCCUUGCCAAUUUGGGGGGGGGGGGGACCCUUCAGGGCGAGACUUUAGCCUAAUAUGGUUAAAAUCCCAGUAGUUGGAUGUAUCCCAUCUUGCCCAUGGUUUCUUGUUGUUGUUAUUGUGCAGCCUUUUAGUAGUUUCUGAUCUAUGGAGGGUGGUCAUGUCAUAGGGCUUUCUGAUAUCAAAGAGUGUGGUUUGCCCAAGGUCAUUCUCAAUGGGUUUCAUGGUUGAGUGAGGAUUCAAAUCCUGUUCUCCAGAGUUUGAGUAGUCCAGCACUCAAACCAUGAUGUCACAUCAGGUUUGUAACAGAAAUGAAAAUCUGAAGUCCUAGACUUGGAAAAUCUAAAUCGUUAACCAAAUACGUUUGCAAGUAUUGAUCUUGCAUAGAAUAACUAUUUCCUCUGGCCUUGUAGGAUGGAGGCCCGAACGUGUCCACUAUCUCAAGAUUUUAAAUUAUAUGGGAGAGCUAGAUCACCUCAACAGGACUUCCCAAUAGAGCUGUCCAAUCUUUCCCAGUGUGGAGCAGGAGGAGGAUGGAGACACAAAGAAGUUAUUAUUUUCUCUCCUAGAACCAAUCCAAAACGAUACACAAACUUGCUGAUGAAAAUGAGAUUGAGGGGAUAGAUGUUGCUUGCAUUUCCUUCUGUCCCCAUUUAUGGCAUUGGAAUUGCAGUGCAUGAAUGAAAUCCAAAUAGUUAUUGUUUCAAGCUCUGUCCAUCGUUUCCCUUCAUACAAUGGAAAGCGAAAUGUCUGCAGUGAAAUGUCAGUUAAAAUGGCAUUUAGCAUAUUUUUCUUUUCUUUUACUUUUCAAAAAAUGAAAGUGCACUAAGCCUUAUGGCUUCUGAUGAUCCAGAAGCAUCAGGUUCUUCAGAGAUCAACGGACUUUGUCCAUAGGUUGUUCCAGACUGAAUUGAGGCAUUUUAAACUAUUCUGUACUCUUCAAUGGAACUUAGGAUCUGCCCUGUGGUAUCCGUGUUAUUUUAUGAUUCCUAGUUCACCUCUUUAUGGCAGCACCAAGGGAAAUGUAUCCUAUAAGCCUGGGUUUAGGAAACCUCAAUCUUUUCCACACAUACAGGGACCCGCAGUGAGUCCCAAUUUAAUCAGUGGCAUCUAAAUUAUGGCUGUCUUGUCUUGUUGACUUCAGUGAUAGCCAAUGUAUUCUGAAUCUAUCACAGAGAAAUAUAUCAUAGAUAUUUUAAUUCAUGGGGAUUUCCAAGUAUUUGCACAUGUGAUGAAUAUAUGUUUUCCACAUCAGAUCAGCGAGUAAAUGAAACAAUCUUGAGCCUGAUAAUGUUUCUUAAAAAAAAAAAUUAAAUUCUGCAGUGAUGCAGUUACACUUGUAAUCGCUAAUGUAAGUAGCAUUGAAAAUAUGGGUUGAUAUUAAAAGGUUCAGUUUGAAAUUCACUGGACUGUGGUUCUAAUAAUUGCAAGUAAUUUGUCUGUAAAUAAAUCCUAUAUUUUUAUAUAAAAUAUCUCAAUUCAAUAAAAGAUGUCAUCUAAAUGUGA